Agelaius phoeniceus (red-winged blackbird) is the source of this 765-nucleotide messenger RNA. The record is from RefSeq and is a predicted model, not a curated record. NCBI's taxonomy places the organism in Eukaryota, Metazoa, Chordata, Aves, Passeriformes, Icteridae.
AUGGCUGCUAGUCUGCAGGCACUGUGUGGAAGUUGGUCUGAAGACUUUGUACCUCCACAUUAUGUCUUUCUGUUGGGCUUCCUGGGACAUUUCAUUGUCAUUUGUGUUUACAGCUUCAAGAUGAGAUCUUGAAAGACCAGCACCCUAAUCAGGCUGAACCUGGUACUCACAGACCUGCUCUACCUCACUGGCCUUCCCUUCCUGAUGCACUACUGUGCUACUGGGGAACACUCAAUUUUUGGUGAAUUCACAUGCAAGUUCAUCUGCUUCAGCUUCCCCUUCAAAUUGUGCAGCAGAAUCCUCUUCCUCACCUGCUUCAGUGCCUUCAUGGUGAUGUUUGACACAAUGAAGUUCUCCCACAUCUAGAGGAAGUGGUGGACAGCAGUGGCUCGCACAAGCAUUUGGUUGAUGGCACUGGAAGCUGUUGGCCCUGUCAUUUUUUGAUCUCUUCAAUAGGGACACAAAACAAAGUCCUCAUGCCUCAACCUGACCAGCUCUGCAAACCUGGGCACAAUCAGGUGGCUGCUGACCAGCCUGGCCUUCUUCUUGCCCUCACUGACAGUGACUCUGUGCUAUGGGCUCAUCAUUUGCACCUGCCAUUGGCCCCUCACAUGGGCUUGCUACAAACAGAAGGCUCUAAGACUUGCUGUUGUCCUCUUGGUGGUCUUCCAUGUGUACUUCCUUCCCUUCCAUGUCUUUUGGGUGGCUCUGUUGCCUAAGAUUGGAAGAAAAACUUUCCAAACAAUAUUAGAGUUGAUAACAUGA